CAACCUGUUCCUCUUGCUCGCUCCCAUCUUAUCUUGAUCUUGAUCUUUAUUUUGCGAUUAUAUCUUAUUCAUCGCUUCUUACUGCCAGCUCUGCUGGCGUCAAUUUAGCUACUCGCCCGCCAUGGUCAACGUUUUCGCUGUGCCAGUCUUCUUCAUUUGCUUGCGAGAAUGCUUAGAGACAAGCAUCAUUGUAGCCGUCUUGCUGUCUUUCUUGAAGCAAACCCUUGGUCCUGACCGGGAUCCUAAAGUCUACAAGUCCUUGGUCAAGCAGGUCUGGGUUGGUAUUGGAGCAGGUCUGGGGAUAUGCAUCGUCAUUGGAGCCGGUAUGAUCGGUGCCUUCUACGGGCUUCAGAAGGAUGUGUUUGCCAACACCGAGGACAUUUGGGAGGGUGUAUUUUGUCUGGUUGCAUCCAUAAUCAUUUCUUUGAUGGGCGCUGCACUCCUUCGGGUUUCAAAACUCCAGGAUAAAUGGCGAGUAAAAAUUGCCCGAGCAAUUGAAGCCAAGGAUCGAUCCGAGAAGCCUGUUCAGGGUCGAUUCAAGACCUGGACCGAGAAAUACGCCAUGUUCCUUCUACCCUUCAUCACCGUGUUGCGCGAAGGCCUUGAAGCCGUUGUCUUCAUCGGUGGCGUUGGACUCGGUCUGCCAGCAGAAUCAUUUCCGCUCGCUGUCCUCUGUGGCCUUGGUGCUGGAGCCUUGGUCGGCUUUCUUAUGUACAAGGGUGCCAAUCGAACCUCCUUGCAGAUUUUCCUGAUCAUCUCCACCUGCUUUCUCUACCUCGUCGCAGCUGGCCUGUUCACUAGGUCUGUUUGGAGUUUCGAGAACAAUGCGUGGAACAAAAUCAUUGGUGGUGAUGCAGCGGAAACGGGCGCAGGCCCCGGUUCAUACGACAUCCGUAAAAGUGUCUGGCAUCUUAACUAUGCCAACCCUGAAAUUAAUGGUGGUGGUGGCUGGGGCGUCUUCAACUCACUCUUUGGCUGGACAAACUCUGCGACUUACGGCUCAGUGAUCUCAUACAACCUUUACUGGCUAGUGGUCAUUGUUGGCUUCCUAUUGAUGAGUUACCAAGAGAAGAAGGGUCAUCUGCCGUUCAUGAAGGCUAAGACAACGUCCGCAUCUGUCGGUGAGAGCAGUGAUUUGGACAGUGAGGCCAAUUCUGGAAAGGGAAUCGAGACUGAGAAGUCAGCCGUGCCAACAUCAUCAAACGUUCGAGAGGUGUCCGAGUAA
Molecule: messenger RNA, 1225 nt
Organism: Pseudovirgaria hyperparasitica
Lineage: Eukaryota; Fungi; Ascomycota; Dothideomycetes; Acrospermales; Acrospermaceae
Product: high-affinity iron transporter FtrA
Exons: 7
Coding region: 122-1225 (367 amino acids)
Biological process (GO): iron ion transmembrane transport
Cellular component (GO): plasma membrane; high-affinity iron permease complex
Molecular function (GO): ferrous iron transmembrane transporter activity
Source: RefSeq, a predicted model, not a curated record